GCAGCGGCUCCAUGUGUGUUGAGGCGCAUUAUUUGGCAACAGACACGGCAGCGGGGAGGGCCGAAAAAAAGAGGAUAUCCCCUUGAUUUAAAAAAGCAACGAUUUAUCCAGGUUAACAGCAGAUUAAACAUUUCUUGGUCGACCAUCGGCGACGAGCGGGCGACAAAGCGACCGAGGUACCUAAUGAACAGACCGGUUGGUGGAGUUCCGUGGUUUCUGAAUGAAAGCAAAAAUUACCUUAUAAACAGGAUCUUCCCAUCUUUGAAGGGGAUGUCUGAAGAGGCCGUCCGCCAGACGCGCAGCCAGAAGAGGGCGCUGGAGAGGGAUGCAACACCGCAGACUACAGAACCUCACAGUCCUGACAAUGGAAGCAAAAAGCCCAAGCUGGAGCAGUGUCAACCCACAGCCCAGGAGGCAAUUUCACCUAAACCCGAAUCAGAACUGGAACAUGAUGAUCAGAGUCUGCCCGGGACUGGAUCAAACGAGGAACCGGGGCAGUUGACGCCACCGGUGGAAUCUGAGCCAGUGAAAGACGAAGCCGGUCACGAAGCGAGCUCGGACAAUCAAACUGGACGGAACGACAGAGCUAAUAGGGAGCUGACGGCGGAGAAGGAUGUGGAUACCGUGAGCCGACUCCAGCCCACAGAGCCCAAAGUGUCCGCUGGCUUGUUGGCUGCCAGCGAGGUGAAGGCUACCAUCAAAGUGGAAAUCCAGACUGGAGAGCAGCCCGUGGACAUGAGCACUUCCAAAGGUAUAAAAAGGGAGACACGGCCUCCAUCCCCCGAAGAGGAUGAUGAUGAUGACGUCAUCAUCUUGUCAGAUAACGACUCCCCGAGUCCACCUAUGAAUGGCCUGAACCACUUGAAGGACCUGGACACAGACCUCCUCAUGAAGAGCAGCCCAGGCGAACGGGAGCGCAUCAUUAAGCAGCUGAAAGAGGAGCUGAGGCUGGAGGAGGCCAAGCUGGUGCUGCUCAAGAAACUCCGACAGAGCCAGUUACAAAGGGACACGCUUCAGAAGGGUUCAGGGCUGUCCAGCUCCUCCGUUCCACCUCCUCUAAUAUGCGGGACAAUUGCAAGCAGCAAAGGCUCACAGCAGAUCGUGUCCGGUAGAAGUUCAAGCACGGUCAUACCUCCGCCUUUGGUGCGUGGUGGGCAGCAGAUGUCAUCUAAACAUGGCUCACAGAUCAUCAUGCCACCUCUGGUCAGAGGAGCACAGCAGAUCCAGGCUCUCCGCCAGCAGCAGCAGCAACAGCAGCAGCUGGCAGCCUCUGGAGGUGGUGGCUCAGGGGGGCCGCCUCCCUUGCUGCUGGGUGCCAGGAACUCAGCCCCUGCUGGCCAGGGUCAGAGAAGCAUGUUGCAAGCAGGCCUCAUCAGAGUUGGAAAUUCUGCAAACUCAUUGGGCUCAUCAGGUUUGAAGAUUUCCUCCUCAGGAAGCGGCGUCGUGUCUCUAGUGGGUGCCCAUGAUAGUCCAGCCAGCCGCCAAGCUGCGGCCAAACUGGCUCUGCGGAAGCAACUCGAGAAGACGCUCCUGGAAAUCCCCCCUCCAAAGCCCCCUGCUCCAGAGUUUAACUUCCUUCCUUCAGCAGCCAAUAAUGAGUUCAUCUACCUGGUGGGACUUGAAGAAGUGGUCCAGAACCUGCUGGAUACCAUUCACAGAGGAAAGACGGGGGCGCCUCCAUUCAAGCCCACCCUCAGAGACCCCAACAUGUGCACCCAGUGCAACACCGACUUCACGUGCAGGUGGAGACAGGACAAGGCCAAAGGAGGCACCGUCCUCUGCGAAGACUGCAUGUCCUCCAAUCAGAAGAAGGCCCUGAAAGCCGAGCACACCAGCAGGCUUAAAGCCGCGUUUGUCAAAGCGCUGCAGCAAGAGCAGGAAAUCGAGCAGCGGAUCAUUCAGCAGACGUCGUCGUCCGCCUCUCACGGAAGCUCGUCGUCCGCUUCGUCACUGAAGGCGGAGCAUCUGGUGUCUCAGCAGCUCAAGCAGGUCCGAGCGGCCUCCAUGCACCGAGGGGCCAACGUCAUCCACCAUCACUCCAUCAAGGGCUCCCCGGGCCAGCUCUCCCACAGCGGCAUCCGGGGCGUCCCCCACUCCUUCUCCUCCUCCUCUCAGCUGCAGAGCGCCGUGGCCGCCGCCGCUUUGGUCAGCCGGCCAGGUAAGCACGAGCAUGUGACCCAGCGCUCUGUCCAGAUUUCAAAAGUGAGCAGCAGCGGAGUCGGCGGCAACAGGAAUAUGAGCGGAGGUAGUGCCUCAUCCACUGCAUGGAAGAAGCAGAGCAACAGCAACAAAGGUGUGACAAUGGCGUACGUGAACCCGAGCCUGAGCGGACACAAGUCCUCGGCCAGCGUAGACGCACGCCAGAGGGAAUACCUGCUGGACAUGAUACCCUCUCGCUCGUCCAUCUCGCAGACUGCAAAUACGUGGAAAUAGAAAUAGAACACAAAUAAAUCAACCUUCAGCCAGUUCGACCCACUUCUUGGCUUUUUCCAGUCAUGGUCAACAGAGUACUCUGGAGGACAGUUUGGCAAAUACAAUUUCUGAAAAGUGAAGAAAUGUUUCCUUCCUGUCGUUUUUUUUGUAUGAUUUUCUUCUUUACUGUUCAUUUUAAGGUUGGCUGUUCCAUAUAUACCGUAUUUUUCGCACCAUAAGGCGCACCCUCAUUGAAUUUUUUAUUUUAGAAAUUAUUUCAUAUAUAGGGCGCACCGGAUUAAAAGGCGCAUAAAAUAGAAGCUAUACUGCAACAAACAGGUUUACUAGCGUUGCAGUAUGCAUCCAUUAGCCAAUAAUGACCCUCACUAAACAAUCGCGUUUCUCAAACUAUCUCCUAUAAAAGUGAUCGGAACCGACUAAAGUUCGAUCUAACACAUUGGUAUUGCUUACUUAUGUUUCCCUUCCAUA
Molecule: messenger RNA, 2901 nt
Organism: Syngnathus acus (greater pipefish)
Lineage: Eukaryota; Metazoa; Chordata; Actinopteri; Syngnathiformes; Syngnathidae
Product: transcriptional repressor p66 alpha-like
Exons: 12
Coding region: 184-2433 (749 amino acids)
Biological process (GO): negative regulation of transcription by RNA polymerase II
Cellular component (GO): NuRD complex
Molecular function (GO): sequence-specific DNA binding
Source: RefSeq, a predicted model, not a curated record